Plasmodium malariae is the source of this 1095-nucleotide messenger RNA. It is a transcript of the gene MORN1, whose product is annotated as MORN repeat-containing protein 1, putative. Bases 1 to 1095 code for a protein of 364 amino acids. The record is from RefSeq and is a predicted model, not a curated record. NCBI's taxonomy places the organism in Eukaryota, Apicomplexa, Aconoidasida, Haemosporida, Plasmodiidae. The transcript has a single exon.
AUGACCGAGGAGGCACACUGUUACAACGGAAAUAUUAAAGACGGAUUGUUUCACGGGCAUGGCGUUUUGAUUUAUUCAAAAGAUGAGAAAUAUGAAGGGGAUUUUAUGUAUGGAAAAAGAGAGGGAAAAGGAAAAUUUACGUAUGCUGAUGGUGCAACAUAUGAAGGAGAAUGGAUUGAUGACAAAAUUCAUGGAAAAGGGAUAGCAAAAUUUGUAAGUGGUAAUAUAUAUGAAGGAGAAUGGAAAAAUGGGAAAAUAAAUGGAUAUGGUAUUUUAAAUUAUAACAAUGGCGAUAAAUAUGAAGGAGAAUGGGUUGAAGGGAAAAUGGAUGGUAGAGGUACAUAUACAUAUGAAGACGGCGAUGUAUAUGUAGGGGAAUGGAAAAAUGAUAAAAGACAUGGGAAAGGAUGUGUUAUAUAUAAAGGAAAUGAAAAUAAAAUUGCAGAAACAUAUGAAGGAGAUUGGUUUGAAGGGAAAAUCCAAGGAAAAGGUACAUACUUCUUUGCCGAUGGAGGAGUAUAUGAAGGAGAUUGGGUAGAUGGUAAAAUGGAAGGAAAAGGAUUAUAUAAAUAUUUAAAUGGUAAUAAAUAUGAAGGGGAUUGGUCUAACGACAUGAAAAAUGGUUAUGGGGUUUUAACUUAUGUUAAUGGAGAAAUGUAUGAAGGAUAUUGGAAAGAUGAUAAAGUACAUGGUAAAGGUACAUUAACAUAUACUAAGGGGGAUAAAUAUAUAGGUGAAUGGAAAUUUGCUAGGAAAUCAGGGGAAGGGGAAUUAAUUUAUGCUUCUGGUGAUAAAUUUAAAGGAGAAUGGAAAAAUGAUAAGGCUAAUGGGUUUGGAAUACUUUUAUAUUCAAAUGGAAAUAAAUAUGAAGGAGAAUGGGUAGAUGACCAAAGGCAUGGAUUUGGUACUUUUACAUGUAAAGAAGAUGGAUCUAUUUAUUCUGGUAAUUAUGCCUUUAAUAGAAGGGAAGGACAAGGUACCUUAAUAUUUCUUGAUGGUAUUAUUAUUGAAGGUUUAUGGAAUUCAGGUGUUUUAACCAAAGUUACAAAAUUUCAGUUAGCUCCAUCUUCCCCUUGGAAUGAUCCAGACUUGUGA